Messenger RNA from Nerophis lumbriciformis (worm pipefish), 1407 nucleotides. The record is from RefSeq and is a predicted model, not a curated record. Lineage: Eukaryota; Metazoa; Chordata; Actinopteri; Syngnathiformes; Syngnathidae.
AUGAAGGUGGACGUGCUCACUUGCUUGACCGCCGCCAGUUUGGUCGCCGCGGUGACUGGCGGCGGACGAGGAUCGGGACGCAGGAGGCACAAGGAAGUCUUCCUCGGGGAGAACAGCAAGUUCAAGUUUGGAGGACGUAUCGACUACAAACUGAAGCGGCAAGACAGCACCAAAACUCUGCUGAUCAAAACCGAACAGCUCCUUCGCAUCGAAGAGCACGACUUCGCCCUGCGACCCGGCUUCGGAGGAGCUGCCAUCCCUGUGGGCAUCGACGUGCAGGUGGAGAGCAUCGACAGCAUCUCGGAAGUCAACAUGGAUUUCACCAUGACGUUGUACCUGCGCCAUUACUGGAAAGACGAGCGUCUGGCCUUCCCGUCUCGUAACAACCAGAGUCGGACCUUCGACUCGCGCCUAGUGAAGAAGAUUUGGGUGCCGGAUGUUUUCUUCGCGCACUCCAAGCGUUCCUUCAUCCACGACACUACCAUGGAGAACAUCAUGCUGCGCGUUUACCCGGACGGGAACAUCCUGUACAGUGUCAGGGUCACUGUCACGUCUUUGUGCUCCAUGGACUUUAGCAGCUUCCCUCUUGACACGCAGAACUGCUCGCUGGAGUUGGAAAGCUAUGCGUACAACGAAAACGACUUGAUGCUGUAUUGGAAAAACGGCAACGACUCGCUGAGGACCGACGAGAUCGUUUUGUCCCAGUUCUUCAUCGAGCACUUUCAUCCCUCUAGCGGCUUGGCUUUCUACAGCAGCACAGGUUGGUACAAUCGUCUCUUCAUCAACUUCCUCCUGCGGCGGCACAUCUUCUUCUUCAUGCUGCAGACGUACUUCCCCACCAUGCUGAUGGUGGUCCUUUCUUGGGUCUCCUUCUGGAUCGACCGACGGGCCGUGCCGGCCCGCGUCUCUCUGGGUAUAACCACGGUGCUCACCAUGUCCACCAUCAUCACAGGCGUCUCGUCGUCCAUGCCUCAGGUGUCGUACGUAAAAGCGGUGGACAUCUACUUGUGGACCAGCUUCCUCUUUGUCUUCCUGUCAGUCAUCGAGUACGCGGCAGUCAACUACUGCACCACUCUGGAGGAGAUGAGGAAGAUGAGAAGAGGGAAGCUCCCGUCCACCUUCAACGCCAGCCAAGCCAUGGCCUUCGAUGGCUGCUUCCACGACAACGACAUGGAGCUGACGUCAUUCACCCGGGCGACCCUGGGCGUGAACUCCGAGCGUCUUUCGGCGACCCCGCCGCCGGAGCCUCGGCCCCCAGAGGGGACGCGGCUGCGCCGGCAGCGCUCAGUGCGAGAGAAUGUGGACCUCCUGGUGAGCAACAGCUACAUGAUCGACUCGUACUCCCGCCUGGCCUUUCCGCUCUCCUACCUCCUCUUCAACACCAUCUACUGGAGUCUCUACUCCUGA